UCAUGCACUUCUCUUUCCCGUACAGCCGGUCUAGCAGUGGGAAAAACAACAACAACAACAACAACAACAGCAACAACAACAGGAGACGGCGGCGGGAUUCCAAUGGAGUUGAACGUCCGGUGCUGGAGCUGUGGGUGUGAACUUAGAUGGGUCUGUGUGAUAGGGCAGUGCCAUAGGCCUCAAAACGGUAAGGAUGGAGUAUUGAGAGCGAAGGAUGUUGAGCUGAGGAAUAGACAGGAUGGUAUUCACAGAUCAGGGGGUGAUAAUGACGAUACUGAUGAUGAUGAUGAUGAUGAUAAUAAUGAAGGUGCUAAUGAUCAUGAGGAUGAUAAUGGUGAUAUGAAUCGUUCGAAUCAGAUGACUGGGGAUGGCAAUGAAGAUGGUGAUAAUGAAACGUUGGAAUCGUUGGAAUCACCUCAAAACGGUGAUGGUGGUGGUGGUGAUGAUGGUGAUGAUGAUGAUGAUGAUGAUGAUGAUGAUGAUGAUGAUGAUGAUCAUCAUGAUGAUGGUGAUGAUGAUCAUCAUGAUGAGGAUGAUGAUGAGGAUGAUGAUGAUGGAGAUCAUGGUGAUAUGAACCUUUCGAAUCAGAAGACUGGGGUUGAAGAAAGGGAAGAUGAUAACGCAG
Molecule: messenger RNA, 625 nt
Organism: Chara braunii
Lineage: Eukaryota; Viridiplantae; Streptophyta; Charophyceae; Charales; Characeae
Source: the annotation of a GenBank genome assembly